Molecule: messenger RNA, 1572 nt
Organism: Chironomus riparius
Lineage: Eukaryota; Metazoa; Arthropoda; Insecta; Diptera; Chironomidae
Source: the annotation of a GenBank genome assembly
UUAACAAACAAGAUGUCAGUCUGGAUUACAAUAGCUUUUGUAGUAGCAAUUAUUUAUUUUAUUAACCAAUACUUCUUCAGUUAUUGGACUAAACAAGGAAUCCCAUUCAAAGAACCAACAUUUUUACUUGGUGAAUUUUGGGACAUUUUGACAUUAAAACGUGGAUUGGGAGAUUAUUUCGAGCAGCUUUACAAAAAGUAUAAGAACAAUAAAAUAUUUGGAUUAUAUUGCAGCUAUCGACCAACAUUGCUUGUUAAUGAUCCAGUUUUAAUCCAGGAAGUGAUGAUAAAAGAUUUUACAAGUUUUCAUGAUCGUGGAUUUCCAGUUGAUGAAGAAAAUGAUCCAUUAUCUGCCAAUUUAUUUGAGUUAUCGGGUCAGAGAUGGAGAGACUUGAGAGUCAAGCUAUCACCGACCUUUACUAGUGGAAAAUUAAAGAGCAUGUAUCCAACGAUUCGCGAUUGUGCCCAAGUUAUGGAAAACUAUCUAGAAAAAGAAGUAAAAAGUGGAAAUAAAGUUUAUGAUAUGCGUGAUUUACUAGCUCGCUUUACUACAAACGUUAUCUCAUCAGUCGCUUUUGGAAUUGAUAACGACUGUAUUAAUGAUCGUGACAACAUCUUUCGUAAGAUCGGAUUGAAAAUUUUUGAAUCAAAUUACAAAUCAAUGUUUAGGAAUAUCCUAUCAUUUUUCUUGCCAAAGCUAAUGCUUCUGUUUAAAAUUAGAAGUGUUGAUAGAGAAGUAGAAGACUUCAUCGUAUCCAUUGUAAAACAAACAAUUGAUCACAGAGAGAAUGACAAAAGCUAUGAAAGAAAAGAUUUCAUGCAACUUAUGAUUUUAUUGAAGAAUCAAGGAUAUAUUUCUGUAGAUAAAGAUGAUAAGAAGGAUGAGCUUAAUGGACAUGAUCACAAUGAUAUGAAAAAAUUAACAUUCAAUGAAAUAGCAGCUCAAGCUUUCUUAUUUUUCAUCGCAGGUUUUGAGACAUCAAGCUCAACAUCCAAUCUAUGUCUCCUCGAAUUAUGCAAAAAUCCGAAAACUCAAACAAAAGCUCAAGAAGAAAUCGAUAGAGUCAUGAAAGCGGCCAAUUCAAAAGAAGUAACUUAUGACAUGCUUGGAGAAAUGAAGUACCUUGAGUGCUGCAUUGAUGAAGCAUUAAGAAAAUACCCAAUUGUUCCUAUGCUAAACAGAGAAUGUACAAAAGAUCAUACAUUUACUGGAACUAAGCAUACUAUAGAAAAAGGAACAACUUUGUUUAUUCCCGUUCAAGGGAUUCAACGUGAUCCUGAUAUUUAUGAUAAUCCAAUGGAAUUCCGUCCUGAGAGAUUUUUGGACUCACCAACUGGAAAUGGAAACUCGAAAGGAUUAUUUUAUAUGCCCUUCGGAGAUGGACCUAGAAACUGUAUUGGAGCAAGAAUGGGAAAACUGCAAACAAAACUGGCACUUGCAGUAAUUUUAUCAAAAUUCUCUUUUGAACUUGUUGACAAGAGUUUAAUGGAUAAGGAAUUUGAAGCUGAUCCUGCACAGUUCAUUACAACUCCUAAAGAACCAAUCAUGCUGAAGGUAGAAGCAAGAGUAUAA